Messenger RNA from Heterotrigona itama, 2521 nucleotides. NCBI's taxonomy places the organism in Eukaryota, Metazoa, Arthropoda, Insecta, Hymenoptera, Apidae. The record is from the annotation of a GenBank genome assembly.
AGUCAGGUAGUCAGGUAUUCGACGGUGCGACGACUGGACGUUGGAAAAAUUUGGCUUGCGUGUAAACGCACUUUGGCCCACGGCCUAAAUCAAUCACGAGACCAUUUUGGAAAUCGACGAGCAAUUUUCGAUUGGCAAUUUCGUUAUGUGCUCAGUAUUGCCUGCGUUACUCGCGGGAAAAGAUUAAAUUUGUGGAGCAAAGGGAAAAGUGUCGAGUGUGAAGAAACUCGAGAAAGUUGCGCACACCGCGAGAAACGAUUCGACGAAUAAGCAAGAAAUCAAAAAUAAUAUUCGUUUAUCACAUAUAUUUUUGUUAAAUUUGUUCCGUCGAGUAACAAACGUAACUAACUCGUCGAUCGCGUUUACAUCGUCGAAUCAGAGUGGCUGGGACGUUCUCGAGGGACAAUUAUUCCGAAGUCCGAAGUUCUCGUAAUUGUCGAAGGAAUUGAUCAACUCGUAGUAGACAUUGACGUCCGUGAAGAGGAUAUUCCAUUGUUUACGUUUUACUUUCGAGAAUCGAAGGAUCGUCCGCGGCGAGUAAAUAAAAAUAUAGUAAUAAGCCCAGCCUGAUCACUCGGUUCGCAAGCAAUAGUCCACCUUCACGCAAUCUCGGUCUUCAAACCACAUUCUGUGCAACCAGAACCAGGACCAGUUUCACAUAUAUCAACAUCUAACUGAGCCAAGUGCAUAUAUCUAUAUACGGAUGUUCUACCGUUAUAAAGGGAUCUUCUAACUGGAUGUGCCUCUGUCCAGUAUUUGCAACACGACGGCUGAAAAAGCAUAACUUCAAGGACAAUGUUCUUGAUUGCUCCUCGAUAAUCAUACUCUUCCAGAUUGAAAAUCAUAGUUGAAAUUGGAAUCACGCAGAAUGGCGAUGGAAAAUGCGGUCAUGGUGCGGAAUGCGAAGAAAGGAUACGGCGCUGGAGUCACUAUUUUAGAUGGCUUGAACAUAAACGUCCCUAGAGGCUGCAUAUACAGUUUAUUGGGAGCUAGUGGCUGUGGAAAAACCACUUUGCUCUCGUGCGUGGUUGGCGUGCGAAAAUUGGACAGCGGUGACAUUUGGGUGCUCGGUGGCAAGCCAGGUACCAAAGAAUGCGGAAUUCCAGGGCCUCGCAUCGGUUACAUGCCGCAGGACGUUUCUCUGAUCGACGAAUUUUCCCUGUUUGACGCGCUUUACUUCUUUGGAAGAAUCAGUGGCAUGGAAAAAUACGAAAUCGAGGAAAGGUAUAUGGAACUGAAGGACUUGCUUCAACUACCACCCAGAAAUCGUUUGGUGAAGAAUAUGAGCGGUGGCCAACAGAGGAGAGUAUCGUUUGCAGCGGCUCUGCUUCAGAGGCCUGAACUGUUGAUACUCGAUGAACCCACUGUCGGUUUGGAUCCAGUUUUAAGGGACAAAUUGGAUUGCUAAGGAGUGGUCAGUUACUGGCUGAAUCAUCGCCGAACGAGUUAUUGACUCGAUUUCACACCGACUCUUUGGAGGAAGCUUUUUUAAGUUUGAGCCAGCAACAACAAGAGCAGAGUCUACAAGAAAAUAUCAAUCCGAUCUGUAGCUCCUCCGGAGGAAUCAGUCCUAUUUAUAAUUCGCAGGGGAUUCUUAUUUUCAAUUGUCUUGCCGUUCUUACAAGUGACGCUAUUCUUUAAUACGAUCGGUCCGGAGCCGAAAGAUCUGAAACUGUACAUAGUGAACGACGAGGCUGGCAAAUGUCACGGGCAGAAGUAUUUGGGAAACAUUACGUACUAUAAGGAAGAUCGGACAUGCAAAUUCAUCGAUCUCAGCUGCAGGUUCAUAGCUGGAAUAGACGAGAAAGUUUUGAAAAAGAAAUUCUACGAUAAUUACACGCAGGCGAAAAACAGGUUGGACGACAAGCACAACGCCGUUGGAAUAAUGCAUUUCAGAAAGAAUUUUUCACUCGCCAUGGAGGAGAAGAUAGAAAACAUGGUUAGGAUGUCUGACGAUGAUCUUACUUCGGCGGCUGCGAUCUACGUAACGCUGCACACACCAAGUAUGUGAUAACAAUAUAAUGAUCAUCGCGGAUGUUUAUGCGCAAAAAUACAUAUAACGUGUAUAAUAUGAAAUAUAAUAUUAAUAUAUGAUGACAUGAAACAGUAUUUUAAACGUGUGUUGUAAUAUAAAUUAAAUUAUAAAUAACUUUAUCACCCGUACAGACUUCGUACAAUUCAAGUAAUACUAUAACGAGUUAACUAUUCCAAGAAACAGAAAGUCUGCAGUCUAAUUAUAAAAUUAAUAUUGUUCCGUGUGAUCAUCUUCCCAUGGUUUUGAUCGACGUUUCAGACAGGGAGAUCGCCUUAUUUGCAACACAAAAAUUGUACAAGAUGUUCAACGAUGACUUUGAAAAAAUUGUAGAAGAAUGCGGAGUGAAUAAAAAAUACGCGCAUUUGCCGAUAAAGAUUGCUGUUUUUCUUGCCAACGUCUGUUUCUUCAAGUACAAUUAUCACCGAUCGCGAUUCUGGCAUAUGGAAUAGAAUCUUAGUUCAAGGUGAGGUUUUAAAUUUAUCAUAA